Coffea arabica (coffee) is the source of this 1158-nucleotide messenger RNA. The record is from RefSeq and is a predicted model, not a curated record. NCBI's taxonomy places the organism in Eukaryota, Viridiplantae, Streptophyta, Magnoliopsida, Gentianales, Rubiaceae.
AUAGUUUUUACGUUGAUUUGAGGAGGUGCUUUGUGGAAUUUGAACGGUUGACUGCUGAGAACUGAGGAAUCCAUUUGGAUUAAUACUAACUGCCUAACGGCCAUGGUGAUCGCGCAUGUUGCUGGAACACCAAUGUCUUCAUCUUCCUUUGCAUGCAAAAAUCAGCCCAUUUCUUCUUCUGUCCCACAACUUCAGAAAAUCUCUGCAACUGCCCCUUCAUCAGCAUCAUCAAGAACAUCUACAAGAAGAAGAGCUUUAUCUGUUUUUGUACUCACCACAUCAUUCUCAGGCUUAAUACGGCAAUUGUCACUUGUCAAUUCUUCAACUUCUUGGUCCAAACCCACAGGGCAGAGUUUUGUAGAGCUUCCCAAUUCAGGUGGGGUCAAGGCCUUGGACCUUCGCUUUGGUGAUGGAGCAAUUCCUGCCGAUGGUGAUAAGGUUGCAAUUCAUUACUAUGGAAGGUUAGCAGCAAAACAAGGAUGGCGGUUUGAUUCUACAUAUGACCACAAAGAUGCCACAGGCGAACCAAUUCCUUUUGAGUUCAUCCUUGGUUCAGGAAAAGAAUUGCAAAUGGAAAAUGGAAAGGUCAUAUCUGGAAUUGAAUCAGCAGUCAGAUCAAUGAAAGUGGGAGGUAUUCGUCGUAUCAUUAUUCCACCAUCUGAAGGAUAUCAGAGCACAUCUCAAGAACCCAUUCCACCUAAUUUUUUUGAUAGGCAGAGGCUCUUUACUACUAUUUUCAAUCCAACUCGUCUUGCCAACGGAGAAGGUCAACAUUGGGGACCCUUAUAUUUGAUAUAGAGUUGGUCAGCUUAAGACAUUGAAUUUAGGUUGCCUGCAGCUACAAUUUUCAGCUGAAGCAGGAAGUGCAAAAGGAAUGAAUGCAGAUGGUGACUAUGUCACCUUCUAUCUACUGUGAUUGGUAUUACCAGUAAUAGCAAGCUAAAAAAUGUAUUCACAUUCUUACAUGAAGGAGUGAGCACAAAGAUCCUGUUUUUUUGCAUUAUCUUGAUACGACUUAACUGCUUUGGAACUGCCUGAUUUUCUUGUUUGAAUGGAAAUUUUCAUGCUAAAAGUAUGCAUGGCUGUCAAUUCUACAGCUACCAUGUUGCUAUUUAUGCUUUCAAUGGGACAACAAAAGCUUAAAGGGAGUUCUUCAAA